Messenger RNA from Amphiprion ocellaris (clown anemonefish), 2327 nucleotides. RefSeq names its product purinergic receptor P2Y12 (gene p2ry12). Gene Ontology annotation, molecular function: G protein-coupled purinergic nucleotide receptor activity. The transcript has 3 exons. Lineage: Eukaryota; Metazoa; Chordata; Actinopteri; Pomacentridae. Gene Ontology annotation, cellular component: membrane. Bases 344 to 1441 code for a protein of 365 amino acids. The record is from RefSeq and is a predicted model, not a curated record. Gene Ontology annotation, biological process: G protein-coupled receptor signaling pathway.
GAGAAGACAACAAGAAAGUCUUCCUGUGGCUUACACAUCAACCAGCCCACAUGCGUUCUGACUGAAAGUGACUUGAUCAGACAGUUAGUUUUAGAUAGCAUUUAUAGCGAAGACUGAAGACAGAAGGAUCAUUAAACUCAGAGAACUGCACUGGGACUUUGACGGGGAUCCACUGACACACAUCAGCAAAAUUAUCAGGCCUGUUGCAGAGUUUGCUAGAGACAAUAAUGAUAUUUAAAAAGCAUCAACAAAUGCAGCAUUGAGGAAUCCUGUUCAGUGCUUUUCUAUGCUACAUGAAACAUCAAACUGAGAACAACUUUCUCUUGAUUUUUUUAGACAACAAAUGGAGAGAAACUCAACUUUCCCUUUGGUCCUUGCCAAUUACAGCCACACCAACAUCACUUGCUCCAGAGACAAUGUUUUGAAGACGGUGGUUUUUCCUGUCCUCUACUCCUUUCUUUUCCUGGUGGGGAUGUCUCUGAACGGCGUGGCUGUGUGGGUGUUCUUUCGCAUCCCCUCGCGGUCUCACUUCAUUAUAUACCUGAAGAAUAUUGUGGUUGCAGAUGUCAUCAUGACCUUCACGUUCCCUUUCAAGGUAUUGUCAGACUCCAACAUGGCGUCCACCAGCCUGCGGAUAUUCGUGUGUCGAGUUUCCUCAGUGCUUUUUUACCUCACCAUGUACAUCAGCAUCCUCUUUUUUGGCCUUAUCAGCAUCGACCGCUGCAGAAAGACCCUGAAGCCAUUUCGGGGAACCAACUCUGCCCGGUUGACCCGUCGGAAAAUCCUUUCAGGAACCAUCUGGACCUUUCUGCUGAUUCUCUGUCUGCCCAAUGUGAUCCUAACACGCAAAACCCCAACUUCUCCCUAUUUCAAGUGCAGCGACCUGAAGACAGAGGCUGGGCUUUACUGGCAUGAGGUGGUAAAUCAUGUCUGUCAAGUGAUUUUCUGGGGCAACCUGGUGACUGUGAUAGUUUGCUACACUCUAAUCACCAAAGAGCUGUACAAAUCCUACUCCCGCACCAAGUCUCACAGCACUGGAGGGAAUACAUCUCAAGCACCAAGUGGGGGAACAACUCGGAAGCCCCAGCAGGCCAAAAGACAAAUGAAUGCAAAUGUGUUCCUGGUUCUGGCUGUCUUCUUUGUGUGCUUUGUGCCAUUUCACUUUGCCCGAGUGCCAUACACGAUGAGUCAGACUCGAGGAGUUCUCUUUGAUUGUAAACUCAAGCUCUUCUUCUUUCAGUUGAAGGAAAGCACACUUUUCCUCUCAUCCCUGAAUUCAGUUCUGGACCCUCUCAUCUACUUCUUCCUCUGCAAGUCCUUCAGGAACACUCUGUUCAAGACCCUGAAGCUUCCUCCUGGUACCUGCAGCUGGAUAACAGGGAAAGGCUCAGAUACAGACUCAGGCAGCACCGCUCUGAGAAACUCCUCUGCCUGCACAUAAAACCACUGGACAUGAGAAAGACUUUUGAAAUGUGGUAUCUGAGUGUGCACUUUCUGUUCUCAGAAGACAUGGCUUUUUGUGAAUGCCAGUUACCUGGCAACACACACAGUGAUCAAUUUCCUGUAAUUUCCCAUAAUGUUCAGUGGGAUUGCUAAAAAUGAAACAUAUAUGCCAGAACCCAUAUAAUCACAAAUAUAAUUACAAUAAUACAAGCAUUUUAAAAACACACAGAUUUGCCAUUGUACCUUACAGUUUUUUUUUUAUAUUGUCUAUGGAAAACGGUGUAAUGAAGAGAAGUGCACACACUGUUUUGCUGAUGUUUUCGUACUUGUGUACCCACUGGGAAACUUUCUUGGUUCUUCUUCCUGUUCUCUGUUGAAGUUCAUAACAACAUUAAGUUUCUCUUCUACAUUUUUAUACUCACUAAUUUUGAAAUGUGAAGCAAUCUGAAAAUAAAUCCCAUUUUAAGGACAUCCACAGUACUACUUUAAAAUAAUCUAUCUGUAUAAUGAACCUCACACAUAGAUAUAUAGUCAUGUCAAACAAGCUUCAUGCAUAUUCUCCUGUGAUUUCCUGAAAGUACAUGCGAUACAUCAAACAGACUAUACAGCCAGUUAAUAUGACAAAAUAUACACUAAUGCCUGUUUUCAUUUGUUUUUUUUUUCUUGUUGCAUUAACAGUAAUGCUAACCUAUUAAGUCAAUGGAUACAGAAUUAAAAACUCUGGCUGAACAGAAUUAGAAAGUAGUCAAUGUCAGUAACUACAGAACUGGAGAUUUCCAAAUGUGCUUAGUGCUUGCAAAAUCAACUGCAAAGCCAAAAGACUUGAUCCUAUAAGUUUUAGAGAAAUUUAAAAUGAAACUGCAAUAAAGGAAGUACAACUGUAA